UCUCCCUCUCCCUCUCUGCGCACGCCUCCCGCCCGCCCUCGCUCCCUCCCCUCCCCAGCACUGCCGCAUUCGCCGACUGCAGCUCCAGCCGCCGCCCGCGCCUCCCGGCCUUCCGCAGCCUCCGCGCCGCCAGCACCAUGGCCAGCACCCUGUCCGCCUACAAGGAGAAGAUGAAGGAGUUGUCAGUGCUGUCGCUCAUCUGCUCCUGUUUCUACUCACAGCCGCACCCCAACACCAUCUACCAGUAUGGGGACAUGGAGGUGAAGCAGCUGGACAAGAGGGCCUCUGGCCAGAGCUUCGAGGUCAUCCUCAAGUCCCCUUCUGACCUGUCCCCCGAGAGCCCAGUGCUCUCCUCUCCCCCCAAGAGGAAGGACACCUCCCUGGAGGAACUGCAGAAACGGCUGGAGGCAGCUGAGGAGCGAAGGAAGACGCAGGAGGCGCAGGUGCUAAAGCAGCUGGCUGAGCGGCGCGAGCACGAGCGCGAGGUGCUGCACAAGGCGCUGGAGGAGAACAACAACUUCAGCCGCCUGGCGGAGGAGAAGCUCAACUACAAGAUGGAGCUCAGCAAGGAGAUCCGCGAGGCGCACCUGGCGGCGCUGCGCGAGCGGCUGCGCGAGAAGGAGCUGCACGCAGCUGAGGUGCGCAGGAACAAGGAGCAGCGAGAGGAGAUGUCCGGCUAAGGGGCUGCGGAGCAGAGGCGCCUGGAUCCUGAGAGGAGACAUCGACACAUGCGGGUUCUGGUUUCGUCUUGUGCCACUUUG
Mirounga angustirostris (Northern elephant seal) is the source of this 761-nucleotide messenger RNA. RefSeq names its product stathmin 3 (gene STMN3). The transcript is spliced from 5 exons. The record is from RefSeq and is a predicted model, not a curated record. Gene Ontology annotation, cellular component: cytoplasm; neuron projection. Gene Ontology annotation, biological process: regulation of microtubule polymerization or depolymerization; microtubule depolymerization; neuron projection development. NCBI's taxonomy places the organism in Eukaryota, Metazoa, Chordata, Mammalia, Carnivora, Phocidae. Gene Ontology annotation, molecular function: tubulin binding. The coding region runs from base 138 to 680 and encodes 180 amino acids.